AAGCGUGAUUCAGUUCUGACACCAAAGCAACAGAUUGACCGUCUGAAUAGACCUGGUUGUACGUAUUUCAAUCUGAAUCCAUACGAUCUCUCUUUGCUUGUACAUCCGGAUAAAAAUAGAGAUGACUCUGAAAGGGCACAGAAAGCAUUUGACGGUUGGUACAUGGAAUAUUUUGUAUUUCUUUUAGCUGUCGCAAAAGCUUAUAGGACUCUUGAGGACCCAGAGGCUUCCCGAAAGUGUUUGGAAGUUGUCGAGGAAGCAAAAGAACGGGUGGAACAAAUGAAAAGGCACGCAGUUUAUGUCCAAACAUGCAAAUUGUUCGCUGACCUGGAGCGGCUACGCGUGGAAGAAGAACUGAAACAGUCUAAUGAUAGGAAACGAAAAGCCGAGGAGGAAGAAGAAGAGCGAAAAGCAGCAGAAUUAGAAAAAGAAUGGAGGAAAAACUAUGAGGAUAGCCGUAACGAACGUGUUGCAAGCUGGCGCGAUUUUAAAGCAAAGAAAUCCAGGUCGUCAAGAGGUCUCGGUGGAUUUAAACCCCCUAAACCGAAAAUGGAACAAAGGCCUGGCUAG
This is a messenger RNA of Echinostoma caproni, 570 nucleotides long. NCBI's taxonomy places the organism in Eukaryota, Metazoa, Platyhelminthes, Trematoda, Plagiorchiida, Echinostomatidae. The record is from the annotation of a GenBank genome assembly.